AUGGAACAAGAGGAAAAUCCAGGUGUAGCGGAAGCCACUGAGAUCUCUUCUCCCAAUCUGGCACACCAGACCACUGAAAGAGCAGCACAGCUUCAGCCGGUGUGCGGAGGGCUGCUCGGUGCUGAGUGGGGGGGGACCUACACUGAGAAGGAGAUCUGUGCAAUUAAAGGAUCCACUGUGAAGCUUCAGUGCUCCUUUAAGUUCCCGCCCACAGAAGACGGGCAUGUGAUCAAGGUCAAGGAAAAAUUUUGGUUCACCAAAGAUCCAAAUGAAGAUCUGAGACUGGACCCUCAGUACUUUGGUGGUGUGCAGUCUGAGUGUCAUGGCAACCUCUGCAGUCUGACCAUCGCAGACGUGAGACGGAGUGACGAGUUCACGUUCAGAUUCUCAACUAACCAUUCCAGAGGAGACUUCAUCGUCACGCCUGGUGUCAAAGUGACCGUCACUGGUACUGCUUUCCAUGAAACACAUUUCCACCAAGCUCAGUCCAGUUUGAGGCAUGGAGAGGAAAUCCAAAAUGCAAAGUAUGACUCCAAAGACAGUUACUCCUGUGCUGUAAGAGGACACGAGCAAGAUGUGUCUCCUCCAGAGUGUGUGUUGGACACGUCAUGUCACAAGGUGGUUUACUACAAGAGACACAUCUGUGCCAUCCAAGGAUCAUCAGUGGACAUUAGCUGUAAAUACAAGAGCUAUGGAGAUACCCAGACGCAAUUCUGGUUCCGUACAGAUUCUAGUCAAUCCAUGACAGAAUAUUUCACAGUAGAACUUCAGUCUGGAGGUUACCUUGCAUCUUCUAAACAAAGCAGACUGACAAUAAAAGAUGUGAGGCAGAGUGAUUCUGCUGAGUACCGCUUCAAAUUCACCACUGAUGAUGGUUUUGAAUGGAGGAGUAUUUUACCUGGAAGCACCUUGACAGUAGCAGCUGUGCAGGUGCAGGUGAUGUCAGUCAGAGUUGAAGAUUCUCACCUUGUUGCACAAAUGUUGUGUCACACAAGCUGCCUUCUAGAAGCUCCUUUGUCUUUUGUGUGGCAUCACAAUGGAGUGAAUAUAACGAAUGGAACCAAAGUAGAAGUCACCUUGUCACCUGGAGACUACAUCACCUGUGCUGCACAACAACAUCAACAUAUCAGCAUCUCUCCUCACCUGUAUGUUCUGGAAAGACCCUCAGUGUCUCUGAGUCAUGCUGAUGACAUAUCGGAGGGUCAUCCACUGACACUGACCUGCAACAUCGACAACUACAACUACUCCUCAGCAACAGUUGAUUACUGCUGGUACAAGAAGAAGAAUGUGUUUUCAAAAGUUAAAGUCCUCAGUAAAGAUCGACAGCUGGUCUUCAAGUCCAUCAAGUCUUCAGACGCAGCAGAGUAUUGGUGUACUGUGGAGAACCAGCUGGGGAAGAACACAUCAGAACCCGUCUUCAUUGAUGUCCAAUAUGCUCCAAGACGGCCCUCUCUGUCCGUCAGUCCGUCUCUUGUCAUCGUUGAGGGACAGUCGGUGACUCUGACCUGCAGCAGCGAUGCUAACCCGGCCGCCAGCUACACCUGGUACAAGGAUCACCAAAAUCUGACCCAAAAACCACAAGAACAUUACAGUUUCGAUUCCAUCCGUCCUGAAAAUGCCGGAACAUUCUGCUGCGAGGCUGAGAAUAAACAUGGACGUGUCAACUCUUCAGCAGUCUUCAUAGACGUCCAAUAUGGUCCCAGGUCGACCUUUUUCUCCAUCAGUCCGUCUCCUGUCAUCGAGGGGCGAUGGUCGGUGAAUCUGACCUGCGACAGCGAUGCUAACCCGGCCGCUAACUACACCUGGUACAAGGAGAACAUGUCGUCUCCUCUGGCGUCAGGUCAGACGCUGACCUUCAAAGACAUCAGUCCAGGUCAGAGGCUCACCUUCAGGGACAUCAGUCCAGAGCAGGGUGGCCAUGAUUAUUACUGUGAGGCCAACAACAAUAGGGGGAACCAAACCAUUGGUGUGCACGUGAGGGUGAAUGGUAAGACCACUCAUGUCCAAAACACGUCUCCGUCCACUGAAGACAUCAGUGUCCGUAAUUGGAACAUCAUCCGGCUGGUUUAUUCUGCUGUUGUGUUCGUGGGCAUCCUGAUCAUCCUGACUCUGCACUUCAGGACGGCGACGUCUCCCUCGUCCACCGCAGAUCCAAAUGAGCUCGACAAGCCUGCAGAGCUGGACCAUGGCGACUAUGAGAACUUUCAUGCCGCAGUGCUGAGACACCAACGCCAGAAAAAGGACGUGCUGUGACCGAUAUCUUGAGCAUGAACAACAAAGAUGUUUUGAAGCAUUUAUUUUUUUACUUCUUAAAUAUAAAACCCAAAAGCAGUGAAGUUGUCACGUUGUGUAAAUGGUAAAUAAAAACAGAAUACAAUGAUUUGCUAACCCUAUUCAACUUAUAUUCAAUUAAAUAGACUGCAAAGACGAGAUAUUUAACGUUCGAGCUAGAAAACUUUUGUUAUUAUUUUGCAAAUAUUAGCUCAUUUGGAAUUUGAUGCCUGCAACAUGUUUCAAAAAAGCUGGCUUAAGUGGCAAAAAAAGACUGAUAAAGUUGAGGAAUGCUCAUCAAACACUUAUGUGGAACAUCCCACAGGUGAACAGGCCAAUUGGGAACAGGUGGGUGCCAUGAUUGGGUAUAAAAGCAGCUCCCAUGAAAUGCUCAGUCAUUCACAAACAAGGACGGGGCGAGGGUCACCACUUUGUCAACAAAUGCCUGAGCAAAUUGUUUAAGAACAACAUUUCUCAACCAGCAAUUGCAAGGAAUUUAGGGAUUUCACCAUCCACGCUCCGUAAUAUCAUCAAAAUAUUCAGAGAAUCUGGAGAAAUCACUGCACGUGAGCGAUGAUAUUACGGACCUUCGAUCCCUCAGGCGGUACUGCAUCAAAAAGCGACAUCAGUGUGUAAAGGAUAUCACCA
This is a messenger RNA of Nerophis lumbriciformis (worm pipefish), 2919 nucleotides long. Lineage: Eukaryota; Metazoa; Chordata; Actinopteri; Syngnathiformes; Syngnathidae. The record is from RefSeq and is a predicted model, not a curated record.